AUGAGUGGCUCCCAGGCCCACACCGGCCAGCAGACAGAGAGAUCCUACACCCCAUUGCUGAGCUGUCCCCUCUCCCCCAGGAUCCAGGAGAACAGCUUCCUCAUCUGUAUCCUGGUGGUGGCGGGCGUCUUCUGGGUGCAUCGCCUCGUCAAGUUCAUCUACAACAUCUGCUGCUACUGGGAGAUCCACUCCUUCUACAUCAACGCUCUCAAGAUCCCCAUGGCCACACUGCCCUACUUCACGUGGCAGGAGGUGCAGGCGCGCAUCGUGCAGAUCCAGAAGGAGCACCAGAUCUGUAUCCACAAGAAGGAGCUGACGGAGCUGGACGUCUACCACCGCAUCUUGCGCUUCAAGAACUACAUGGUGGCCAUGGUGAACAAGUCGCUGCUGCCCGUGCGCUUCCGCUUGCCGCUGCUGGGCGACACUGUCUUCUACACGCGUGGCCUCAAGUACAACUUCGAGCUCAUCUUCUUCUGGGGGCCUGGCUCGCUCUUCGAGAACGAGUGGAGCCUGAAGGCCGAGUACAAGCGAGCUGGGCACCGCCUGGAGCUGGCUGAUAAGCUCAGCACCCGCAUCCUCUGGAUCGGCAUCGCCAACUUCCUGCUCUGCCCCCUCAUCCUCAUCUGGCAGAUCCUCUACGCCUUCUUCAGCUACACCGAGAUCCUCAAGCGGGAGCCGGGCAGCCUGGGCGCCCGCUGCUGGUCGCUCUAUGGCCGCUGCUACCUGCGCCACUUCAACGAGCUGGACCAUGAGCUCCACUCACGCCUCAGCAAGGGCUACAAGGCGGCCUCCAAGUACAUGAACUGCUUCAUCUCGCCCCUGCUCACCAUCGUGGCCAAGAACGUGGCCUUCUUCGCCGGCUCCAUCCUGGCCGUGCUUAUUGCCCUCACCAUCUAUGAUGAGGACGUGCUGGCCGUGGAACACGUGCUCACUACUGUCACGCUGCUGGGUGUUGGCGUCACCAUCUGCCGGUCCUUCAUCCCUGACCAGCACCUGGUGUUCUGCCCACAGCAGCUGCUGCGGGUCAUCCUCGCACACAUCCACUACAUGCCCGACCACUGGCAGGGCAAUGCGCAUCGCUAUGAGACCCGUGACGAGUUCGCGCAGCUCUUCCAGUACAAGGCGGUCUUCAUCCUGGAGGAGCUGCUGAGCCCGAUCGUGACGCCGCUGAUCCUCAUCUUCUGCCUGCGCCCCAAGUCCCUGGAGAUCAUCGACUUCUUCCGCAACUUCACGGUGGAGGUGGUGGGAGUGGGCGACACCUGCUCCUUCGCCCAGAUGGACGUACGCCAGCACGGACACCCCGCGUGGAUGUCGGCGGGGAAGACGGAGGCCUCCAUCUACCAGCAGGCGGAGGAUGGGAAAACGGAGCUGUCGCUCAUGCACUUCGCCAUCACCAAUCCGCGCUGGCAGCCACCCCGCGAGAGCACGGCCUUCAUCGGCUUCCUCAAGGAGCGGGUGCACCGGGACAGCAGCGUGGUGCUGGCGCAACAGGCUGGGCUGCCUGACAACGCCCUCUUCACCUCCAUCCAGUCCCUGCAGUCUGAGUCCGAGCCUCACAGCCUGAUCGCCAACGUCAUUGCGGGCUCCUCGGUGCUGGGCUUCCAUGCGGGCCGCGAGGCGCCGGCCUCUCACCACCGCUCCGAGGUCGCCUCUGCCCCACGCACCUUUUCCCCGCUGCAGUCCAUCCAGCAGCCCCACGGCGCCUUCCAGGCAGCGGGGGCCCAUGCAGACGGGCUCCAGCCCCGGGCCGGCAGCACCAUGACGGCUUCAGGCGCGGACGCCCGGACGGCGAGCUCGGGGAGCAGUGCCUGGGAGGGGCAGCUGCAGAGCAUGAUCCUGUCGGAGUAUGCCUCCACCGAGAUGAGCCUCCACGCACUCUACAUGCACGAGCUCCACAAGCAGCACGCGCAGCUGGAGCCUGAGCGGCACGUGUGGCACCGGCGGGAGAGUGACGAGAGCGGGGAGAGCGCCCAGGAGGAGGCGGACGCACAGCGGGGCCCUGGUGGCACCAUCCCACGCUCCGCCAGCUACCCCUUCUCCUCACCGCGCCUGCCCACCGAGGAGGCCACUACGCUGCAGAUGGGCUUCCAGCGCCGCUACGGGGGCAUCACAGACCCGGGCACGGUGCACAGAGCCCCAUCACACUUCUCCCGCCUGCCGCUUGGUGGCUGGGCUGAGGACGGGCAGCCUGCGCGCCACCCCGAGCCGGUGCCCGAGGAGAGCUCGGAGGACGAGCUCCCGCCGCAGGUGCACAAGGUGUAGCUCUGGGGGCUGAGGAUCCCAUCCUGAGGGUUUGUGGACUGGGAGCUGCCGGACUGUGGCCGUGGGACCGCCCGGGCCCCGUCUCCCAUCCCGCAGGGCGCAGGUCAGCCAGGGCUCCUCUGUGCACGUCACCACUACGGGGACGGGGCCGCUGCGCCGGCGCCUCCUGUACAGACGCGCGUUGAGCUGGCGCCACUG
Messenger RNA from Alligator sinensis (Chinese alligator), 2460 nucleotides. It is a transcript of the gene ATG9A, whose product is annotated as autophagy related 9A. NCBI's taxonomy places the organism in Eukaryota, Metazoa, Chordata, Crocodylia, Alligatoridae. Gene Ontology annotation, biological process: autophagy of mitochondrion; protein localization to phagophore assembly site. Gene Ontology annotation, cellular component: autophagosome; phagophore assembly site. The transcript is spliced from 11 exons. The record is from RefSeq and is a predicted model, not a curated record. Bases 1 to 2262 code for a protein of 753 amino acids.